Molecule: messenger RNA, 5759 nt
Organism: Cladophialophora immunda
Lineage: Eukaryota; Fungi; Ascomycota; Eurotiomycetes; Chaetothyriales; Herpotrichiellaceae
Exons: 3
Coding region: 906-2165 (419 amino acids)
Biological process (GO): regulation of DNA-templated transcription
Molecular function (GO): zinc ion binding; DNA-binding transcription factor activity, RNA polymerase II-specific
Source: RefSeq, a predicted model, not a curated record
GGCUCUCGUGGCUUUAAUCGCCAUUUGGGAGGAGCUGGGGGUCCAAACUGCCAAUGCGAGAUUCUGAACCAUACCUUUUCCGCACGCGAUGAGAGUCAUAUACCACCCGUCAUGCAUGUUGAAAGCGCUUGUCUCUUUCGUUGAUUCGCCUGUGGCAGAUAUCCGAGUCUGUUGGCUGUGGCGGGCCUUUUUCUUGACAAUAUUUUACGAUCCACGAGGAGGGAACCCAGUCCUUGCGAACCUCACUUCCCUAUCCCUAUCACUGGUCAGUCUGCUGUAGCCAACUUCUAGGGCAAAUCCCGGUCUACCCCCAUCAAGAGUCCUUUGUUGAAUCUGACCGUCCUUUUCAUUUCUCUUCCAUUUCUGAUCUGGACGGCGGACGGCUGACAAUCCUCUCCACUCCCUCCUGCACGAUCGAACGGGUCGUCCUGAAUCGUGGCCUCUUGGUGUGAUUGCUUUUGUUGAUCUAUCAACAUCGACUUGGGGAUCACCUCCAAUUCAGCUCCUCCAGCAAUAUCCAGUCUGCCUUAGCAUUCAGUGCGACGUGGGUAGAUCGUUCCACGACUCUUUUCUCCGAUGCGUGGUAGAUAGUACCGCGGGCCAUAUUUGUGCGGUGCGACUGAUCUCGGAUUUCACGAGGCUUUGAUCUCUGUGACUUACAAUUGAGAAUCCUGUUGGCAGGCCUGAUCGAGGCCGCAGCCAAAACCAGCGCUGAAACCCAUCAAUCACUUUGCGACAAGUCAACUCGGCUGUGAUGUCGACCCAUGCUCCACGAUACCAGUGAUGUUGCUAGUCUGCCUCGCUCAACAGCUCGACGAGUACAGUGGUGGAAGACGAGAGACUAGAAGCAAUCAUUGCCUAGCCUUGGUUUCGCGCAGGUAGUGCUCGUCUGUCAGCCCAAAGAGAUGCAAGAGGGAGGGAAUAAUUUUGGGUUUUACGCAGAGGGACGUGGUUCUGCGCAAGACCAGUUUGGCUCGGAGGUUGAACAAUUCAACAUGCCUGGUUUGAUCCAAAGCGGUAACUCAUCGCCCAAUGUUCGCGAUAUGGUGGCAGAAGGGCCACCCCCGUCGCCUGCCGACAAGAAGAGAAACAAACUGGGGUAUCAUCGCACGGCUGUCGCAUGCGUCCAUUGUCGACGGCGCAAGAUUCGCUGCAUGUCUGAUUACAAUGACCCAACAGGUCGAUGCCAAAAUUGCAUUCGCCUGAAAAAGGAGUGUGUUUUCUUGCCGAUUGACCCGCAAAAUCCGCCGACCGCGAAACGGCCACGCUCAGGGGCGAAAGCGACGGAUGGCUUGGUGAACGAGGGAGAGGCAUCAGUCUCAUCGUCCUCCCCUGGGGGUAUCUUAAGGAGCAGCUCCAUGGAACAAAUAAAUUAUGCGAGAGGUUCUGUGGACACUCCUCCCAUGUCCAACGAGAGUCCCGGGUUCCCAGGUUUUCAUCCAGGUUCCAGAUCCAUGUCUGCCCAUGGCUUCGAUUUCGCGCAUGGAUAUGAUCCUAAUCAGCAGCAGCGCCAACAGCAACAAGCAUUCGUUCCAUCUCCCUACUCACCGAGGAACUUUGACGUGGAUUCGAUCAAUCCUCAAUUCUAUCAGCAGCAUCAGCAUCCGUAUGGACAUUCAGUACCCACGCCAUAUUCAUCAACAUUUGCACCGAGUUCCUUACCUUCUACCAUGACAACAAUGUCCCAAGAUCAGGCUUAUCCUUACCAGACAGCGGCUCCAAACGGUGCCUAUGGCUGGGCAAACCAUCCCACGAGAUCGAUGUCGUCGGACCAAACUGACGAAUUAUCAUCUGGCUUCCCAACCCCCUACCGAACAAACACGUACCCGUCUUUCGAAAGAGGGAUGACAGGCCAGAUGCAGCAACUACCGCCGACCAGUUCGAGCCUGGUGCCCAUGGGCACUGAAAGUCAACACCCUCCAACGCAUCCGAAUUUUCGGGAACACACCUCGUAUCAAACCAUGCAAACCAGAGUGCAACAGGGAUGGACGGCGGGGAACCCUGGUGCAAUACAGCAAUUGCCUGCAUCCGUUGACAGCUCUUACUCCCAAGGCUGGUAUCAGCCUCAUCCAGGGGUAGCGAACAUGCAACAAGAGGAGGAACACCCUCAUAUACUACCGUCGCAAAAUCGCAAUCCGCGAGAAAGUCAGCAUAAGCCAGGCUGAAGCUGACUAGUUGUAUCGAUCACAAUCACCCUUCGCUCCGUCGCCACAAGCAAUCCCAGCCCAAUCGCCAGCAGCAGUUGGUGCCUGAGCUUUAAUACUCAGGGAGCUCGACUCGCACCGGUCAUAUCUGAAAAGAUUUAGGUGGAUGUGUGUUCUGGAAGUGGUUGUUCGCAUUGGCUGCAGACGUGGAUCAUAUUCCUGAGGGGCGGUAUGCGCUCGUUGAGCAGUGAACCAAAUGGGAACGAUUCAUGCGGGAAAUUGCCUGGGUCUUUGAUCCUGACCCGCUCUGGGACGAACCAGCUUUGGUUGUGCAGGAUUCAUUGAGUACCUCGCUCCGGCGCACCAGAAGUGUCCAGAGGAGAAGGAGCUAAGAGGUAAAGGGCAGAUAUACCUUUGGCACAUCGAACACCAAGAGGAGUUUCGGGCUUUGUUGAAAGGGCCGGAUAGAACAAGUUGAGUUCUGAGUUUCGGGCCCAGGGCGUUUAGAGAGACCCAAUCUCUUGCCAGCAUCAAGCCACGCGCUGUGUUGAGUUCUUCCUCUGUUUUCACCACAGUCUGUCUCAGAUUGGCCUGAAUGAUGACGGUGCUUCAGUUCAGGAAGAUCUAGCUGCGAGGACUCGAAUCUUGUACACUGUUUUACUGCCAUCCUCGGCAAUGCAACAGAUGUGCUUGACCCCCUCUUCCACGUUGUUCGACGCAUUGUCUGCCAGUCUCCCGCAUAACAUCAAAUCAGAUUCACCGGGUCGUGCGGUCGAAAACUCUUUCAAAAUAUGAGGAACACUGGCGAGAGAUUGUAUGAAUUGUUAGCUGCAAAUGCCUCAGGGGGUCGGUUGGAGGACAGUGCAAUCUACUGCGACCGCAAUCCGACCAAGCAAUUUUGGCGCCAAACGGGCGCUUAGGGAUUUUAGAUACGCAACAAACGUGCUGAGGCCGUGCUGAGACCAUGCUGAAGUGUGACCUCCGUGGUGCCAGCUGGUUUCCGUGGCGCACCAUCACCUCAAAGGUGGCGAAGAACCACAUUCCGGCAAGCAAGAAGGCUGCGCGCACCGUCACUGUUUGGAAUGCCAGCCCUGACGCAUGGUGAUUUAUGUUAUUAGCCAUCGAAUGCUGAAAGUGUCGAAAAGCGGGAUGUACUUGUCUGGGGAUGUCUUGGACAAGAUCGAUUCCCUUCUCUACGGGGUGAACAGCGAGUCCUUCUUGUGGCCUGAACCGCAUCUCAGUCAGGUGCCUCUGGCGCCGCCGGUGCAGUCAGAUGUCCACCAAUCUACUCAGGGCUCUGGCUCGAAUGACUUGCAUGCAGCUGCACAUGGGACAGGUCUCAGCGUUAGGCGACACGGCGCAAAGAGCUGUCAAGCUUUGGGAGGGUUUCCCUUGCGGCUGCGGAAUGAAUUGGUUUUAGGAGCACAGGCGCCCGUGGUUACACAAGCAAAUUCCCAUCGGGAGACGGUUGUGUGUCUAUCCGAAGAUAAAGGGAAACCAGGAUACUGCGCAGGUCAGAGAGGGCGAGAGAAAUUUGGAGUGAGUUGAAUUGCUCAUUUCGCCUGUGGGCGGUGCCAACAAAGAUUCGCCUCGCGUGAAAAACAGAAUGAAGAGUGUCAAUCACGUGCCAUCCUGCCUGGUUCAGGCUCCCUUCUGUCCCUCGUUCGCUUGAAAUGGCUUCCUCCCAACUGUCAAGACUUCCAAAGAACCUGCCACUGAUCAUCCAUCUGAAAACCAAACCACCAUGGCUGCUUUGUGAGGGUACUUUCUCAGACAAAAACUCGACCAGUGGAUUUGACAUAAUGAGCUUGAUGGAGCAAGACCUGGGUUCACUCUAUGGGCGAGGCCAUGGCCAAAGAAAGAGAGACAAAGGGGCAUUGCCCCGACUGAAAGCCGACUUCACAAUGGCAACAGAUCCUUUGUUUGGGCAAAGGCAGUAGUGCCAGGCAUUGAAACCAUGACAGCACUUCUACUUGGGUUGUCAACCAUCCGGUCUACAAUUUCGCGGGUUCUGUUUUGAGACAACUCUACUAUUGACCAAACAUCUUUGGAUAAGAAAGCCACCGUUAUUCUCAAAUCAUCCUCAGCAUAUAGGCGGCUCUUGGUCACCAAUUUCUCGACUUCGAUCCAUCAACAGCAUCAAGGUCAAGCCAUCUCGAGAAUGGCACCACCUCCGACAGAGCCAGUACACGAUGAAUCAAUGAAGGACCGGCUGUCAUCUCUUCCUGGUGAGCUUCAACUCCAGAUUUCCAAGCAUCUCAACUAUUUUGAUCUUUGUUGCAUACGCGGAGCAUCGCGGACGUUGAGCCGUUGCUUCGCUGACCCUGCAACUCGGCUGGCUGACGAGAUGUCCAGGGCUUGGAUCGAAAUCGGGAACCAGUUUCGGGACCGCUACUACGUUGAUAUGAACAUGUCGCUCCUGGGCGCGGACAUAAACGGAAAAACCACUGUACAGCGGGUGGAGGAACAUGCAACGGGGCGAGGCUUCUCGAAGACGCUAGUUCGAUGGCUUGCGCACCCCCGUCACUACCACUUCUCUUGUUCCAGAUGUCGUGUCGUCAAACCUUGGACGGAGUUUCCAACCGACACCCUGCGUCGUACAUAUCCUUUCAGACCAUAUGUGGAGCCGUUGGCGACCCAGCAAGACUACAAAGAAGUACUGGAAUCUAUGAUAUGUGGAGAGUGUACUGCUGUGGACCAGCCUCACACGUAUCAUCCCCUUGGGCUCAGGGACAGCAGGAGUUGGGUCAUUCAAUGUCACAGAUGCCUCACCGUCCAGCGGGCGCCCGAGAAUCUGUCGUUCAGGCUUCGUUUCUCAGGAUUCUGUCCGCAGUGUUUUGCGGAGGUAAAUCAGGACUGGUUCAGGUAUAAGAAUUUCUUGCAGGACUGUCUGGCGAGAAUGGAAACUUACGAAAAGGGGGAAGAUCUGGAGUCGCUGUCAUGGGGAGGAUUGCCCGAAUGCUCUGUGCCUGCUGAAUAUGUUGUCGCGCUGAACAACCCGGACUAUCGACCUCUGCCGACUUACUCACAGAUCGUCAAUGCCCAACUCUCUUUCAGAGCAGCCAGAAUUCGGCGUCGGGAGCUUGCAAGAAGAUAGUGUGCUUCAGGUCUCACCGGACCAGAUUACAAGGCUAUGAUAAUUUUCUGGCUACGGCCAUAGCACAAAACGAUGCAUGAUUGGACUGGCACAUGCAUCACACCUAUCUUCCUUCUGGUUACAGAAUCCGGUGCAAGAGGAAAGUCUUUGAGGUUCGCAAAGACGACUGGACGUCAUGCACUCCUUCAUCUUCUUCUGACCAAAUACCGUUUCCAUUCCGAGCCGCAAGGACGAGCCCAAUUCUUAUCCCUUCAAGCUUUGCCUUUGCGAAAAGAUUGCAGACGGGCAUCGUCCACCAUUCUCGCUUGGUGGGCGCCGAGCUGGACUUGGCCAUAGACUUGUUUGCAAGUAUUGAACAACCCGGAUGUUAUAUCGUUGGCACAAGAAGAUGAUUUGUGGUGGAAUGCGAGGGGCCAUGAAUGUUUCCAGGACUACCCCCGUGUAGCGAGCGAUCACUAAGUAGCACAACGAAAAUCCUCCUGUCCGGAGAGAUCAUUUUCAUCGGAACGCAAGAAGCC